Messenger RNA from Helobdella robusta, 375 nucleotides. RefSeq lists its product as hypothetical. The transcript has 3 exons. Lineage: Eukaryota; Metazoa; Annelida; Clitellata; Rhynchobdellida; Glossiphoniidae. The record is from RefSeq and is a predicted model, not a curated record. The annotation marks the transcript as partial.
AUGACAAUCUACUACAACGCGUUUAAUUACUUCUUCAAAUACAACCUACCGAAACUGUACAAACAUUUUACCGAUCAAAAACUAACCGCAGAUCUGUAUAUUAUCGAUUGGAUAUUUUCUAUCUACUCAAGAUGUUUAAAUCUGGAUUUAGCUUCGAGAGUUUGGGACGUGUUUUUCCGGGAUGGAGAACAAUUUCUGUUCAGAACCGCCCUUGGGAUUUUAAAACUAUUCCAAUCCGAGCUACUUGACAUGGACUUCAUUGCAAUGGCCCAGUUUCUAUCCAGGCCCCCGGAAGCAAAAGUAGGUCAGGUCGAGUUAUUUAGGUCAAUAGAGGGCAUUGCAGUGGAGACCAGGAACCACAGUUUUAAACAGAUU